AUUAUGUAACCAUAACAGAGAAUGGGAACAUCAGCAAUGCGAGUACCAACUCGUAUGACUACAGCUAUGAGAGUUUAUUAUAUUAAUUACUUUAUUAGAAUGAUCCUAAUUUCUAAUCAGUAGCAAAUACGACUAAUUUAAAAUUUGUGGAUAGACCUGUUACAUAACAUGGAAUAAUUGGAGUCAAACCUACAACAGCAGGACCUGGUCGAUAAAUAUAAGAUAAAUCAUAUUAUUUAAAUCAAUUGAGAGAGAAGCAAAAGGAAAUAUUUAAUGAGAUUGAAAGAUUCAAAAAAUAAUAAGAAGAAAUUUAAAAAGCUAAUACACUUUAUGUUUAAUUUGAAAGAAGGUAUAUAAUUUAUAUUAUAGAUAUAUAGACAUGAAGAAUUGACAAAAGAAGUUAGAGAUCUUGAAGGCCAAUUAGCUGAUUAUAAUCUAGCAUUUGAUAAAUGGAGAGCCAAUACAAGACCAGAAGAUAUCAAAAAUAUUUUUGAAAGAAUCAAAGUUUUCAUAUUAUUUUUAUGUCUUAUAGAUUCAAAAUGAAAGAUAAAGAUCAUAAUUAGAUGACAUUUUCAUUGAGAGAAGAGGUUAAGAGGAUUAAAUUAAUUAAAUUGAAAAUCGAUUAAAUGAAUUAUAAUCAUUAGCUGAUAUGAAGUUACAAGAAUUAGAUCCAGAGUAAAGAAAUGAAUAUAUAAACUUGAUCAAUGAAAAUAAGUCUCUUUAAUAAGAAAUCAAUAAUCAAAAGGCAGAAUUAGAAGAAUUAAAUGCCAGAAUGCAAAAUGCAGAUAAUAGAUUGAGAAUGGAUGCUUAGAAAUUAAAAGGAUAAAUGUUAAAAGAAUAAAUUAAUGAAAUGGAAUCUAAAAAAAAUGAUUUAGAAGUUUAAUUAAAUGAAGCUAAUCUUACAUUCCCAGAAGCUAGAGAUAGAUUAUUAAAUAAAAUUAAAGAUGAUAAUGCUUUUAUUUAGAAUUCAGAAAAAAGAGUCAGAGAUAUUAGAAGAAAUAUAGAAAAUUAUGAAAAAAGAUUAAGAGAAUUGUAAACUGAAUUAGAAGAUAAAAAGUCUUAAGAAUAAGAUAAAUAGAAAUAUGAGAUAUUAUAUUAAAGAGAUUAAGAAAUGACUGAUUAUAUAAAUAACUUUGAUAAAACAAGACAAUAAGAAUUAGAAAAAGUAAAUUCUGUAGAAUAAACUAUUGUUGAAUUAUUAGGACAAUCUUCUAGAAUUGUUUAAGAUAUUAAAACAAUACCAUCUUUAACAGAUUAUGCUGGUUUAUCAGCUGAAGUAGAUUUUAAAGAUAAUCAAGUAAAAGAUUCUGAAAUGACUUUAAAAAAAUUAUAAGUAGUUUAUGAAUAAACUGUUUAAGAUUUAAAAAAGAUUGAAAGAGCUGAAGAAUAAUUACCGAUUGAAUUAUAACAAUAUAAAACAAAAUGCAAAUAAAUGUAAGAUGAAAUUGACUAAAAAUUCAAUAAAAUUGAUGAAUAUAAAGUUAAAGCUUAAGAUAAAAAGCUUAAGUUAGAAAAUCAAAAAAGAGAGUUAAACAAACUUAAAGAUGAAUAUACUUCUUAAGUAAGUAUCAAAAUCAUAUAUCUAGAGUUAAAAUAUGAAACAUGAAUUUGAUGUCAAAGAAAAGAAAUACACUAUGCAUGAAUAAUACAAUACUUUAGCUGAUUUAGAAAAGAAAGUCUCAUAAUUAGAAUCCUAAGCCAAUACUUUCUAAAUGUUUAUUGAAACCAAGUCUAAAGAUAUGAAUUUUGAAUAGUUAAAGAAAGAAUGUAUGGAUUUGAUGGACAAAAUUAAUAAAGUCUUGUGUAAGUCUUGAAAUCAAUAAUAAAUUAUGG
Messenger RNA from Paramecium sonneborni, 1833 nucleotides. NCBI's taxonomy places the organism in Eukaryota, Ciliophora, Oligohymenophorea, Peniculida, Parameciidae. The record is from the annotation of a GenBank genome assembly.